AUGCGUAAUCUUACGUUUAUUUUACCCACAAGACAAGAAGAUCUUGGAGCAUCAGCUAUUCCAGUUUUAUUUUAUUUAUUGACUAUGUCCUCUGCUCUCGCCAACUUGGCCACCAAUUCAAGCACCUUCAGUUGCAACACAUGUGGUAUUAGGUUCAUUACCUCCGAAUCACAAAAAUCACAUAUGAAGUCAGAAUGGCAUCGUUACAACUUGAAAAGACGUGUUGCUGAUUUGCCAACGAUAUCAUCGGAGACUUUUGUAGAGAAAGUGAAACAGAAUCAAAUUGAUGUCAAUACGUAUACCAUCAACCGGUCAUCAAAUGAGGAUGAGUAUGGGUUUGUCGUUCGUGAAAGAAAGAAAAAUGGUGGCAAGAGACAAAUAACUAAAAAGGAUUUGAAGAAAAUGUCAAGAGGAAGACAAAUGUUUACAGGUGCUGCUGUAGGUCAUUCAAUAAGCGGUAACGCUUUAGGAAACCGUAGCUCAAGUCCUAAUGCAUCAGAAUAUUCCUAUAUGUCGUUGGGUGAUUCAGUUCAUUCAUCCCAAGCGACAGAAACUAUAUCCAUUGCUGAUACUUUAUCUCUUGGCACUGGGCUGCUAAAUAGUCCAAUACUCCAUCCUGUUGAAAGUAUAGAUGAUUCUACGCUUGACACAGAGGAAGAAGUUGACCAAGAUGACUAUGGUGAUGAUGAUGAUGAUGAAGAAGAAGACUAUGAUAUUCUUGCAGUGAAUGGAUGUCUAUACUGCAAUUCACAAAACUCGAACUUUGAAGAACUUUUAGAGCACAUGCUUCAAAAGCACGGAUUAUUUAUUCCUGAUAAGAACUACCUUGUGGACGCCGAAGGAUUGGUCAGUUUCCUUUGGGAGAUUCUUUCUGAUUACAAUGAAUGUUUGAGUUGUGGCUUCUUUGGGAAGAAUUUGGAGAGUAUUCAAGAUCAUUGUAUUUCUAAAGCACAUUGCCGAAUGCCGUAUGAAACCAAUGAGGAAAGGGCAUUAUUUUCUCCUUUUUUCAAAUAUCCGGUUUCACUGACGAAUAAUUCCGAGGCUGUACAAAAUGAUGAAUGUAAGUUAGAUCCUACUGGGGUUGAGUUGGCUUUACCCUCUGGGUUUAAGGUUGGUCAUAGAUCAAUGAUGAGAUAUUAUAGACAAGAUUUGAAAUUGGAUCAACCUAGAAUGCAAAGUCAAACAACAGUGAUGCUGGCUGAUAGAAGAUUGCAAAACGUUAAUAUGGGUGGGCUAUCGAAGCCUGUAUAUGACAAAGAGUUUAAGAAGAUGUUGACUACUACACAUAGACAAAGAAAUAUUUCUGAGAGGAGAAUGUAUAAUAAGAAUUCCCAGAUUAACCAAUUCGGUCAUUUCAGAGAUCCAAAUAGAACAUGA
Molecule: messenger RNA, 1377 nt
Organism: Saccharomycopsis crataegensis
Lineage: Eukaryota; Fungi; Ascomycota; Saccharomycetes; Ascoideales; Saccharomycopsidaceae
Product: Reh1 protein
Exons: 2
Coding region: 1-1377 (458 amino acids)
Biological process (GO): ribosomal large subunit biogenesis
Cellular component (GO): preribosome, large subunit precursor
Molecular function (GO): zinc ion binding; nucleic acid binding
Source: RefSeq, a predicted model, not a curated record